ACAAUAAUGAACAUACACCAUUUUGCAAAAACAUGGACUUUAGCAAUUAGAUAUAUGACUCAUCCUCAACUAGGGUUUAACAAAUGACUAACCGCGCGAUUCUACUCUUUUUCUUCUCCCCUGUAGCCGAACAAAAGGCCAAGCCACCAACACACCCACCCUCUUCAGAACGAAAAUCCCAGAUCUACUCUGUUCCUUCCUCUCUGUCCGCUGCUCUGUUGUGUGGGUGUGAUUUUUUCAGGUUUUUGGUAAGGGAAACAGCCACUAAUUCCUCUUUUCUCCCUUGAUUUGGCUUGGGUUUACUCUAAUUUCUUUUGGUUUCUCCAAUUUCCGGUAAAUCCCCUGAUUUGUCCUUCCAUUCCCAUCGGCCUCCCCUAAACCCGUCAGCUCCAAUUUGCUUGCUGAAUUUUCUGGAAGUGAAACCCAAGACCUGGUUAACCAAGGGGAGUGACGAGCUAGAAGGCUAGUCAGUAUUUUGAACUUAGAUCCUUUUUGGACUUAAGCCGUUAGCCACACAUGCUUGACAUAGAUGUAAAAUGAUUAAUCCUUUUUUUUUGUAUGCUGAGUUUCCCUUGGUUAUAGCCAUGAUUGUUUUAUAAAUUUUUGUACAUUUGGACUAGUAAAAUUUUUGGAAAUGAAAAGCUAGAUAUUAA
Rubroshorea leprosula is the source of this 653-nucleotide messenger RNA. The record is from the annotation of a GenBank genome assembly. Lineage: Eukaryota; Viridiplantae; Streptophyta; Magnoliopsida; Malvales; Dipterocarpaceae.